CAGCUCAAGCGCUCAAGGCAAGCAGUCGCAACCCAUCGUCAUGGCCAGGGACCAGCCCACGCAGACGACCUGUGGGCUCUCGCCAAAUCUCCAUCUUCUCUGUUUCAUUCUUCACUUAAUCGUUGAGCAAUCGUAUUCUCGCUUUUUUUGGUCGAUACCAUCCAUCAGCUUGCUACAUCAUCAUCGUUGCUCUCUCAUCAGCAUUCAUCUACAUCACACAGGAUCAGCAUCACAGAAUCAUCAACGUACUUCGCGAUCACGGAAGUAGACACGCAAACUCCCCCCUCAUCCACCAUGCUCGCCUCGGCUUUGUCCUCCGAGUGGCACCCCAAUGACAAAUUGAACGGAUCCAAUAACCCAUCUCCUUCCCAGAAUGGCGACCCUCCUGCCGACUCGGUUCAGAAUGACGAAGCUUCGUCCCCAAACGGCAACCCCUCGAACCAGACCGGCGGAUCCUCAUUUCUGAGUCCGGUGCAGCACAACAACCAUGGAGCAAAUUCCAGCGACUCCUACAUGACAAUGGAGCCCACCGAGCACUCUGCCAUCGAAAGCAAGGGACCCCCUCCAGCCUACACCAUGCCAGGCCCUUCUGAACGACCCCCAACCAAGAACUACCGCGCCAAAGCCCUCUGGGCCAAAGUCAAAUCCAAGCUGAACCACCUCGCCAGCCGCAAUGCCGCUAAUAAUAACAACCCCAACAAAACCUUCAAACAACAGCAAAGAGACCAAGCCCGGAUCCAAGGCACCCCGGAUCACGUUAUGUCGGCCCUGGCCUGCGCGGCUCCGGCAACCACGUUGAGAGGCAGCGUCCGCGAUAAGCUGAAGAAGCCGUUUCGGCGAAGCGGAGGCGGCGCCGCCUCGAAGGGGCCACACGACAGAGAGGACGGCCCGGCGCUCGCUUCGGGCGCUUUGGCGGGAUUUGAAGACGGUCCCGCGUUGGAGAAUUACGGAGGUUCUGGCUUGGAGGCGCCCUGUGUGAAGUCGACCGGCACGGCCGUUGCUGGGGUUCCGGCGAUUGAGGUGACUAGUGUUUCGGAUAUGGAGAAGUUAAGUAAGGAACGAACUUGAGUUGGAAGGAAGGAUCGAAGGGGGGACUUGCAUAACAAUAGAAAGGGCUACGUAUAUGAUGGCUUGGC
This is a messenger RNA of Pseudomassariella vexata, 1136 nucleotides long. RefSeq lists its product as uncharacterized. The record is from RefSeq and is a predicted model, not a curated record. The transcript has a single exon. Bases 295 to 1068 code for a protein of 257 amino acids. NCBI's taxonomy places the organism in Eukaryota, Fungi, Ascomycota, Sordariomycetes, Amphisphaeriales, Pseudomassariaceae.